AUGCCACGGUCACACUAAUACCAAAACCAAAACAAGCGAAAUUGCGAAAAUGACUGAAAAUCUGAUUGCUGCUCCGCUAAAUCGAAUCCCAGGCACCAGUCAAGUGAAGGAGAAGCACAGCAAGGACCUAAAAACUCUCACAUAUGUGCAACUGCUUGAGAUUAAGGACAGGCAGUCGCACAUUCUCUCAUUCAAAAAGCGACUACUGCAGUUGCCGGACAAGGGAAAGCGGCUGCAGGAGGCUUACGACAAAUUGCUAGACGAGAUCAGGCGUCGCGAUGAAGUGGAAGAGGCGACUCGAAUGCUGAGCGGUCUCAACAUUGCGGCAAAGGGAAAGAUCGCUCUAAACAAUCUGGAGUGGAAUGGCAGGGCCACAGACGAAGGCGCCCAUGUGGACGACAUUUUGGAUAGCGAUGAUGAGGUGGAGAUGGAUCCCCUUAAGAUUAUUGCCAAGGGCACCAUGCACGAAAAGAAGGUGAAGGUGAUUCCCCCACAAGCAAGUCUUAUUACAGCUGAAGAUUUAGCGGAUAUUGAGGAGUUCAAGAAGCCAACAGAUUCUCCAGAUUCCGCUUUGGCUGGACAGAGUGACACCAGCUCCCUGCCUGCAGAGAUCAUAGAAAUAGACGCUAGUCAGGUGGCCGCCAAGCUGAGUAAGGAGCAGCCACCCGAUCAGCAUGCUCUUUACCUCAUCGAUAAAACGGAAACAAAUGCCAAUGCUCCUGCCAGAGAAAAGUUUAUGCCAUUCCGGACCACCAAAUCCAACGUUCAUGACCCCGACAAGGAGCGCGUGCGCAAGAAAGGCAAACACUGGGAGGUCACAGCAGCAACUCCUCCACUCAUUCAGCACAAGGAAGUGCAGCUGGUGCCGCUAGCGGAGUCUGCUGCGCUGCAAAUAGAUUAUAUGCAACGGGUUAAGGAGGUGCGCAUUCAGCAGGCUGAACAGCGGCUUGCCAGGCACAAGGAGUCCAGGCUGGCAGCCGGAUUAAGUCUGCCCGAGGAAUCAAUUUUGAAAACAAAGGAGUCCUUUCGCAAUUAUCGUGAUCCCCAAGCCAACUUCCUUAUUGAAGGCAGGCAAAAGGCCAGCGAGGCAAACGAAGUGCACGAUCCUUCAAUUCAAGAUAAAGGAUCGGCCACCAGUGGGAUUCACUACACUGUUUUCGAGUAAUCUGCGGUGGAGUAGCAUGUGAUUGAAUCCCAUUUCUGCUCUUACUUUUACCAACAAACAUUGUGAACUAUUUAUUCGCGUAGGCAACAAUUACUAAAUAAGACUGCAUAUAUAA
This is a messenger RNA of Drosophila ficusphila, 1280 nucleotides long. RefSeq lists its product as uncharacterized. Bases 50 to 1165 code for a protein of 371 amino acids. NCBI's taxonomy places the organism in Eukaryota, Metazoa, Arthropoda, Insecta, Diptera, Drosophilidae. Gene Ontology annotation, biological process: transcription elongation by RNA polymerase II. Gene Ontology annotation, molecular function: transcription elongation factor activity. The record is from RefSeq and is a predicted model, not a curated record. The transcript has 3 exons. Gene Ontology annotation, cellular component: nucleus.